This is a messenger RNA of Linepithema humile (Argentine ant), 1747 nucleotides long. RefSeq lists its product as uncharacterized. The record is from RefSeq and is a predicted model, not a curated record. Lineage: Eukaryota; Metazoa; Arthropoda; Insecta; Hymenoptera; Formicidae.
UAUUCGAAGUUGUCGUAGACAACUAUAAGGAAAAAGCAUGGUGGAAGUAUACAUGGUGUGCUCGGUUUGGUUAAACCACGCCCCUUUUCUCGCCGAAGUGUCGCUAAAAACGUAGUGCUGCCAACCAUGAAAAAUGAAAUGUUUAACGUCGGCAAGUUGUCUCGACUGCGUUGACGGUAUCUUUGUCUCAUGUACCGUGAUUGCAUCAUCUUUCUCUCUCGGGAUAUUACCGCAGCAGAAUAACGUGUCUAACGGAUCGAGCGAAAUUUUGAGGACAACAGUGUCGAGAUAUACUGUUACUGCCGAGUUAUCGAAUUCGCGUUUAUUAAAAAUGGUACGCUGCGUAGUGAAAUGCUGCAAAAACACUAGGGAGAUAUGUGCAACGGAACAAGUAAGUUUCUUCCAAUUGCCGGAAAAUCCUAUAAUGCGUGAGGGAUGGAUUCAAAGAAUUGGAGAAAUUCAUCUGCCUACAAAUAUUAAAAAUGCAAGAAUCUGUUCUGCACAUUUCACGGAAGAUUCAUUCUUAAAAGGAAAGAGGAAUCAUAAAAAUAGAGAUGGCAUUCGAAGACGAAAGCUUAUUCCAAGUGCAGUUCCAACGUUACUUUUGUCAUCAAUGGAAAAUAGCAUUGGCGAUACCGUUCGCAUGAACUGCAAAGUAAUCUACAAAGAUUUUUUACUUCCUGUCAAAACAUGUAUGAAAGAAAGAUCAAUUACUGAAAUGGAUUCAGGCAACCAAUGGCAGAAGAAUCUUUGCAAAACGAUAGCGUCGGUGGUUCAUCGAAUGCAGGGGAAAAAACGAAUGACAUCGAAGCAUCGGAAUAUCAGUCUAGCAGUCAACGACUGGAUGAUAUAUGUUUAAUAUGUCGAACACCACCGAGCUCAUAUAAUGCAUGUGACAACGUAUAUGGUGCUACUUUUCCGAGAAGAUCUCAAAGAAAGAAAAAUGUUGUUUGCCGAAACAUCCUACGUACAAGUACAGCGGGAAAGAUAUCGUCCAGAACUGCUGUGAAAAGGGGCAUCGAGGUUGCAUCGAAAGUCCAAGAAUGCGCCAGCGAAGAGGGUACUCCAUCGUGGAAGCGUAAACAGCGAUUUAUGAUGGAAAAUUGUAGUAGCAGUAUUAGCGGCAGCGUCUACAAGUCAACAACUAAUAAUGACCCGAACGUCACAAUUGACUGGCUGAUGGUUGAAUUACAACAUCGCCGUUCAGUUGGUGAAUUUCACGUACUGUCUAAGCUACGCGGUUUUGAAGAUCGACGAUCGAUUCAACAGGAAUGCGAUGCAUUAAAAUUGCAAUUAUUUCAGAAAGAUGACCGUAUAAAAAAAUCUUAUGAGAGAAAACGAGGAAUUGAAAAACACACUCAAUGAUCUCCAUGCUAGAUCUGUGACAGCCAAUGUCAACAAAAAUCUUGUGCAAAAACUGUCCGAAGAGCAGGUAAAAGAAAUACUCAAACCAUAUUUCACGGAGGGUCAAAUACGAUGCAUCGUUGAACGUCGAAAGUGGGUUUACUGGUCGAUUGAUGACUAUGCUUCAGCCCAGUGAUGCGGUAUCUACUACCGGGCUCGCGGCUCUCGAGCCCCAACACAAGUAAGAAGCGCUUACGUCACGCGUCUGUGUGCGCUCGGCCGUUCGGCUAUAGAGAGAGAGCGGACGUCUCUGUCUUGCUACCAUCGAGCCGACGUAAACACAUUGCGGACGGCUAAUGCUCAGAAACAAGCGCUUUUAAUCGAGUAAGGCGAGUGCCUAGCG